UAUGCAUCCAUGUGGUUUUGCUUUUCGUUUUGCAUACCUUAUCAGCACAGCACAUAAGUUGAAUCUUUUUGCAUUGAGUUUGUUUUCCAAUGCGAAAUCUUUAUUUGUCAGAUUCAGCACAAAUUGAUUUCACUGUCUGUUCAAGAUCAAAUUUUGGCCUGGUGAAAUCAAAGAGUUGAAAGGAAAUGAAUGACCAACUACUUUUACAGAACUCUAAGUCUACAUGUUUCUAAUUUUCCACUCCAGUGUGGUUUAUUUCAACAAGAAACAACCCAGGAAAUCACGUACCAAUUUAACGCCUCGUGGAAUUCAGUAUGAACUUCAAUAGAACAAGAAACUAGAAAUAAACUUAAUUCACAAUUUCCACGCGGUGCUUGCAAACAGGUUGCUCAAAAGUCUAGGCUUCAAGGUCUUCUUCUAUCGAACAGGGCCAUUGAGGGUUUGACGGUAUAUAAGUUAUGGUGUCGACAUGGUGCAACUUGACCUUUAUAAAUAAGGAGGGUCAUUGGUUGUCAACAGAAACCGAGUGACCAUUGUACCAUUAUUACAUCAUUUACAAACAAAGCCUUUCGAAAGUCGAAAUAUGGCAUGUUUAUCAAACAAGGCUCAAAUUGCUUCGCGUGACUAGUCUCAGAAGAAUAGAUGCAAUCUGCCAUAUUUUCUCAGAGAUAUAGAAGAACCCUUCGUUUUACUCUGCCAUAUAGUUCGCAGUGAGUGAAAGUUCAUUAAUGCAUAUUGUUCAAAUCACUUCUUAUCCUCUUUGCGACCUGAAACAGAUUUGAUACAAAUCACUUUUGGAAUUAUUACAGAUACAGUAGAUAUUGCACUCUAGUGGCCAGGUUACGUCACAAUACUCGGCGCCUAUGGAUUCCCGCGGAAGCUCAGCGAGAGAUCACCAGCAACACUGCAGUUACCGCAGUAAGCUCCGAGCAGAAAGGGAAUAUGCGGUGACAUUUCGACAAUCCGCAACCUAUUACGAAGACACGUUGUCAUGUAGCUCUUUUUUCGGCCGUCGACCUACAUGGCGGACUAUUCUUCUAAUGCUGUUCGGCUUCUUCCUGUUCUACCUCAUGAUAUUCCUGUUUGUGACGUCAUCGACCAACAUGGGAGCAGCCCCAGGCACAGACUCGAUAGUGAUGGAACAGCCCAAAUUCGAAUCCAGCAGAGAGCAGAACGGUCUGCUGCCCCCACAGAUGUCAUCCAGAAUGAACAAUGUUGCAAAGGGACCUUUAGAACUUGAGGGACCUUGUAGCAAGUUCAAGAGAAAACUAGAUCUGCUUAUUCUGAUUUUAAGUGACAGUUACGACGAGAAAGGCAGAGAUCUCAUCCGGGCCACUUACGGUGGCUUGCAGCGCUUCGGAGAGUUUUACACCAUGUCAUAUUUUCUGGUCGACGUCUCGAACGGAGUUCUGGAAGAAGCCAGUCUAAUAAGCGAAAUGAAAAUAAACAACGAUAUCUCAUUCUACAUCAGUGAGUUCUCAAUGUCCGGCACCGAAUCGCUCAGUUUCAAUAUCUCAAACUUCCCCAAAACUGACAACUGGGUCAAGUCUUGCUUGCAAAACUCAAAUGUGCUCUUGUAUUUUGAACACAUACAGCAAUUGCAGUUGGAGGAUCUGGUUGAAACUAUAUUGACAUCUCCAAAUUACGUAGUGCCCUCGGCCAGUCCACCAUCAAGCAUGUUCAUAGCUUCCUCUUCAUCAUUAUAUGAUACAAUUGGUGCUAAAACAGCCGACUGGGGCGUGUACAUUCCCAACAACCUGGAUAGGUUCUACUCCCAAAUUCCAGCCAGCAAUACAAACAUCCAGCAAUUUUUUCUGCCCAGACCAGAAGGUACUUCAAAUUUGACCGCAGAUUCAGUGCCGGAAUUGUUCAGGAGCUUGCUCAUAACUGGGUACCAAAGUGGAGAGAGUGAGCUUGUGUUUAACAAGCUCAGAAUAGAAUCCAAGUACUCUAAGCGGAGACCCAAGACCGUGGAACCAUCUGCCUGCCGCACAAGGAUGCUACCGGGUGGUAGACCGCCGGGAGGUUGGCACAACACAGUGCGUGUUUUGCUGUUUGUUGACUCUCAAAUCAAAAGGUUUCCUCAGAGGGACAGCAUCAGGAAAACAUUCGGGAAGACGCAGUUUGUGGAACGAAAAGGACACAAAAUGGAAGUGUUCGUUCGUUUUCUGGCAUCGCAGUACAAAUAUCUCCUGUUCAAGGCGCCAAGAAAGACGAACCGGAGAAAGAAAAAGAGACUAGGCCUGAAGUUAUCACAAAUUUCGAACAACUCGAAAGGGUAGGCCGUUGUAGAAACAGACGACAUCGAAAAGGAACGAGGUUCAGCGAUAAGCGAAGAAAAAAACACAAGCAAGGGGGCCAAAAGUCAGAUGGAGUUAGCCGACAGUGUUGAGUUGACGAAAGGCGAACAGA
Molecule: messenger RNA, 2412 nt
Organism: Symsagittifera roscoffensis
Lineage: Eukaryota; Metazoa; Xenacoelomorpha; Acoela; Convolutidae
Exons: 3
Coding region: 864-2282 (472 amino acids)
Source: RefSeq, a predicted model, not a curated record